CUGAAUCCAGCCAUGAUGCUCGCUCAGCUCCGACAGCUGCUCCAGCCAGUGUCGCGCAGCCAGAUCGCCGCUUCAAACACCUCGAAACAACAGCGUGCCAGUGCAUCCUCUGCAGACUCCACAACCGCAACCGCCGCUGGUCGGAUCGCCCUGGCAUGGCAGAUUCUGAACGCCAAUCCCAACGAGGUCGCAAUGCCGCGCAGAGAGCUUGCCUUGCUCGACUGGGUCACACGCGAGCUCACCGUCCCACUGCACGCCACGGGGCACCACGCCACACCCGUCGUCGUUGUCGAUGACGGCAGCAGCGACAGCAGACAAACCGCCAAUGCUGCUGCUGCUGCUGCUGCUGCGGGUGCAUCAAGUUCCGCGACGACCGUCAUGCCAUACCACAGCGCAGAGUAUUGGACAUUCCUUGUCAGCGUCAUUGAUGCGAUCGCGUCGGCGGGACUGUCUUCGACCAGUAGCAGCGCUCCUGCCGCUCCAAGCCUCGCUGGCGCCAAUCGUGCCGCUGCCAGCUCCAUCGUGAUCAAGCCUCACUUGAUGCAGUCGCUGCAAGGCGCAAUCGACUUUAUUCAUGCCCGCGAGACGGUUGAUGAAGCGUUGCUCGAGUCCGUCAUGGUGGCAUUCGACCGCCUCUUCGACCCUACUUCUGCAGUCGCGUUUCUGCCCAAGUUUGAGGUGUACUGCACAUUCUUGGAGCGAGUGGCUUCUCUGGCUGUGGCCGAGUCGGCAGCGGUUCCAUCUCGGCUCUUGCUCGCCGCCCUGAACGUUUUCGCGUCCAUGCACCGACACCACGCAAACCAACGCAAACUAUUCAGCACAUUCAUCCAAACGCUGCUGCCCAAACUAACUCUCCUAUGGCAUCGCUACGCGCUCUCCAGCUCGGCAGCAGACCUGGUCGACUCGACAGACAGCCUUGCUGCUGCCACCAUCAUCUCGAUUAUUUGCAGCGUGGUCUUCCACAAGGAGCACAUCCCCUUGUUCCAGAACGGCCUGGUCUCGCGCUCCGUUGCCUCGUAUACCUCCUCUCUGUUUGAGUUUGUUGCGACGCACAUGCGCUCAGAUGCCAAUCCCAACUUGCACCAGGCAGUCAGCUUGCUCGUUCCCGAACUUCUCGCUGGCUUUGUCGAUGCCGUCGUUGGUCGUCCCGGAGCCACAGCCGUCGCUCUGAGCGAUGCCAAGGAGCGAAGAUCCCUGUUCUUGUUCUUCCUCGAGCUGUAUCAAUGCUGCUGCGCUGAUGCAAGCGCUGCCCAGGUCACGUCCGCUGCUGCUGCUGCUGAAAAGCCUUCGGCGGCUGGACGGCAAGGUCGGAACAAUCGCAACCCAAAGCAAAAAGACCAGUCAGGGGCUGAUACACCAAUGCAGGUGGACUCUCUUCCUGACGCUGCUGCGGCUACUACCCGAACGCCAACGUUUGGACCACCCGCGUCGUGGGGCGAACAUUUGAAGCUUGCUCACUCCCUACUCCUUGUCCUCGCUGCACGCGACGUGUAUCAGAUUGUUGCGGACAGCCAUGUCGACGCCGAGCAGUUCACCUGGCUCAGCUCGCUUGCGAGCAGCGUUGGGUCACAGGCCAUCAACAGCACCGCGGUCUACGACCGAACAGCCGAGGAACUUGCCAACAUCAUCUUGGUUUUCGACACUCUGCUUGGUCUCAACCACGCUAUUGUUGAGCCUCACCUCGCGCACUUGUGGCACGCGCUGUCGCUUCAGCUCGAGCUGCAUCGCAGCGACAACAACAACAACAACAACAACAACAACAACAACAGCGGCAGCGACGCGGAUGCGGCGACCUCGCGCCCGGCCUCGUAUUCUGCGUUUAUUGCAAACUUGUUUGCGACAUAUACCAAGCUCCGCCAGCUGGACGUGCUUGUCGGCACCGUGCUGGCUGCUAUCAAUCUGCUCGCGGAAGCGCCGAGCUCUGCAACCACGCCCCUUCGGUUGAGGUGGCUUGGCGAGCACUUUCACUCCCACUUUGCCACCGCCAUCCGCAGCUAUCCCGCAGCUCGCUUUCCGCCGCUGUGGGAAAUGGUUGUUGACUGGCUCCUUGAACGUGGAUCGCUCCUUUUCGAGCUUCCAGAAUCCUCGUCGUACACUUCCAUUCCGCGUUCGGCGACAGUCGCAUUCACGCUGUGCGCCUCCGCGCUCGAGACGAUGAUUGCGCACGUGCCAAUCACGGAUUUGACUGCCGAUAUCACGCUCGAGUGCGUGUCGACGUUGCGCUCCAAGAUUCUUCGUCCGUUGUGCGCCACUCUGCGGGCGCUUCGACAAUCACACCAAACUCUGCGCACCCCUUCUCGCGGUGGCGCGCAGCUCAAGCGCAGCGCCGAUUCCGCUCUCGAGCCCGCCUCUACAAAGCGAGUCCGGGCGGCAGACCAUUCCUCUCAGAGCGCCAAUCCGCUCGCCAAUGAGCUUGAGCAACGACUCUUGUGUGUUUACUUUUCGCUGCUCGACCGUCUAGCUCGCUGUGAGUAUGCUUGUCAUGUAGCACUGCUCCAAGGUGGCCAGUCAUCCUUGAUUGUGCUGCAAGGCUUUUACGAAACGGAAGAGGGCCGUCUCACCGCUCACGAGGUCGCCGCCGCGUGUGCUGAUGCCAGUUGGAUUCAAGUUUCUGUCUUUGGUCAACAAUUUGCUGCCGGUUGGAUUCGAUUGAUCGAUCUCGCCUCCACAGAGACCACCUGGGACCCGUCAUUGGUCUCGGCCUUCCCAGUGAUUAGCACCCUUCAAGACGAAUUGGCUGCCUGGUCUCAAUUCCUGAUCGACAGCCUCCCGCAGGUUGCCGAGAACGCUGGCAACGCUCGCCGAUGGGACGGACAUCCCUCAUCUGUGGACGCAAGCAACCGCCCGAUGGCCACCAUUGGCGCUAUUGCCUCGGUUUUGCCAGUGUUCUCGUCGCGAAAACUGCUGUCCCAGAUCGAUAGUGUGGCACGCUUCAUCAACAAACUGACGAGCUCGGCCAGCUUGUCGCCAACGAGCGCAGAAGGGUCGUCCGGUCAACUCGCCAUGCGGCUGCUCAACGAUCCAGCCUUCUCCGAGUUGACAUUGUUGCAUCACUCGCUCGUUGUUGCGUCGUGCACUCUGGCGUCCGAGCAUCUGCUUGCCUUCGUCGCAAAGUGCGGUCGCUCGCCGGCCUCAUCUGCCGCCCAGACAGCUGUUCGCAGCUUUGGCCUUGACACGCUCGACGACACUGCCGUGUCCCAUUUUGUGGACGCACUCUAUCCCUCUCGCCCAGCCGUCAAUGUGCCUAGUGGUCGCAAUGCAGGAAUUGCAAAGGACAUUGCCGCAGCCUGUGCCUCGUUGCAAGUACUCCGCCACCUGCCACUGGCUGCAACACAAGGAGAGCUGCAACAGCGUGUGCUUGCAGUGUUGCUUCCGCUCGACUGGCUGGCUGGUGCACUCGAGCUGGCAAUUCCCACCGAAACCCGUGCAUUUGUUCGAACUUUGACGGUGGAACUCUUCAAUCUGAUUGCCUGCCAGGGCCGUUGGGUGGAAGCCAGUGUCAAGUGGGCCACUUCUGCUGCUGCUGCACUGAGUGCGUCCGAGCCACUUCAGCUGCUCGAGCCGACCACACGCAUCGUUGCCAACUCUGUCUCUCAUCUGCUGUCGCAAACUUCGGCGGAAAUGCAAGCCAUCAUGCGCACGCUGCUCGGCGUGGUGACUCUGGGCUGUGAACAAGACGCUGCCCGAAUCGGCAAGGCAACAACUGCAUCGCCGCGCUCGCUUCUUGUCGGGUUUGCCCUCGCGGAUGUCGUCAUCCGAGCCGUCACAGACCAGAAAGCCAGUGCGUCACACCAAAACGUCACAUCGAGUGACACGCUGUCCAAGCACUUAUUGCAACCCGUGGCGCACGUGCUAGUCUCUUCCAUCAACGGCCUGCUGGCACGCACCACCUUGGCCAACGAGCGUGCUUAUGAAGUCAUUUACGUGUUGGAAGUGGCGGCCAGCUGGCUCAACAAGCGCAUGUCCAGCGUCACCCCUGCUGCCGAUUCGUCCUCGGCAAAGACCGUUCAAGUGGAAACGCUGAUUACCAUGUGCAUUCAACUUGUCUGUCAUCGUGUUUUGCACGCCGACGCUGCGUGGCUUGAUCGGGCCGCUGAGCAAACCGAAACAAUGGCGCAGCUCUCCGCUGCCUGCGAUGCCAUCUUUGCCUGCGCGCUCGCCUACAGCUCCAGCCUGCGUUCGAACGCUGGCCAGAGUGCAGCCUCGCUCGCGUUCGGACCGCUGCUGGCGUCUAUUUUUGCUGUUGAGCUUCGUUGCGCCCCGGGCUUGCUGCGCGCCAAUGUGUCGCCUGUUGGCGCCAACGUUGUUGCGCUCGGUUUGACGUGGGAGUAUCUUGCCACUUCGGUUGAUCAGGCUGAUUUCUCUCUGGUUGUUAGUCUGUUUGUCGGCGAGCUGCAACGUCUGCCAGUGACCGUCGCUGAGUGGGAGGCGCCGCGCGUCGAUCGAGUGCGUCGCGCCCUCGAAUGUCUGCUCCGUGUGCUAUCCACCAAGCUGCCGGAAUCGUCGCGGCGCUAUCUUCGCCGAAAUUUGGAGACUCUGCUGGUUGAACUGUCGACCACAGCCAACCGCGUGCUCCAAGCGUUGCAUCUGCCCGUUGGGCAUGUUGCCAGCAUUGUUGCGCCCCUUGUGUCGUUGCUGUGCACCGUGUUGAGUUGCGCGUCCCAUCUUUCUGGCCUCGAUGGUGUGCAGCUGAGCGCUCGCGAUGGCUCGCUCUUCCUCGCUCUGGCGCAAGGCAUUUCUCUGCAACGGCUUGCGCCCACAUUCGCGCUCAGCAUUCCCCUCAAGGCCAACCUCUCGACCUUGCCUUUGAGCUCUUCCACUGGGGUAACUGAUGCAGCAGCCUCGUCGGUUCACUACGGGCUCGGCGCGUUCGCCGCCCUGCUUCACGCCAAGUACAUGAUUCUCUUCAACUUGCUCCGUCGCCACGCCUCCUCCAUCUACGGAAAUGUGCACAUUCUUGUGCAGAUUGUGCAGAGCUUUAUUGACGAUCUUUUGCGACGACUCGCAAUGCACGGGCGAAAUGUCCAGCUUUCCCUCGUGGAUCACGAUCGCCCGCACGUGUUUCAAGCGCAAGGCGAUGGCCCGAUUGAGCAACAGCCGUCAAUCCUGCAAGCCGCGUUGCUGUCGGCCUUGGCCGAACAACCAGCAACGCUCAUCUUCCGCGCUAGCAUCGACGACGCUGCGCGUCUCAUGGAAGAAGUUUCGGCCCACAAGGUGGCCAUGUCCAAGUACGCGCCGUACCUGAUCGCAAACUAUCUGCAAUCCGUGCGGCGCCAUGGUCUUGAUCACGAGUGUGCGCAACUUUUGGCUCGAGGAGUGUACAGCGUGAUUGAUCUCUGUGGCAAACACGAGCUUGCGUUGCUCCAAGCUGCCCUCGACGCUCCAUCCCGCGCUCUGUUCAAGGGUAUCUAUGCCGACUAUGGCACGUACCACAAGUACAGUGGCAAAUAUUAAUUGCCAUUUUGGUUGAGUUCGACUGCUUUGGGCUUUUUGGUGGAAGAUGAUUUCUGUAAAAUAGAAGUUGU
This is a messenger RNA of Capsaspora owczarzaki ATCC 30864, 5525 nucleotides long. RefSeq lists its product as hypothetical. NCBI's taxonomy places the organism in Eukaryota, Filasterea, Ministeriida, Capsasporidae. Gene Ontology annotation, biological process: ribosome biogenesis. The record is from RefSeq and is a predicted model, not a curated record. The coding region runs from base 13 to 5454 and encodes 1813 amino acids. Gene Ontology annotation, cellular component: nucleolus. The transcript is spliced from 3 exons.